This is a messenger RNA of Manduca sexta (tobacco hornworm), 3379 nucleotides long. It is a transcript of the gene NGR-A31, whose product is annotated as trissin receptor. Gene Ontology annotation, biological process: G protein-coupled receptor signaling pathway. Gene Ontology annotation, cellular component: plasma membrane. The record is from RefSeq and is a predicted model, not a curated record. Lineage: Eukaryota; Metazoa; Arthropoda; Insecta; Lepidoptera; Sphingidae. Gene Ontology annotation, molecular function: neuropeptide Y receptor activity.
ACGAGUUCGGUCGCAGUGCUUCCCGGCGCCGCCUAAAGCUACGUCCGCGCUGCGCCGCCCACCCGCCGCCUAACUCAAACACGCACCGAUUUCUUUCAAAUUUUAAUGACAUUUUUACUUUUUAUGCGAUAAAUAUCAUGUGUUAAAUUUUCUUAUAUGCUGUGAGUGUAUAAAGUUCUUUUUAUGUCUUAAACAAAGGCUAACGAUGACCGACCGGCAAUUUUACAAAAUAAAGAAUGAACCAUGAUCGACGCCGCAGACGAAAAUAUGCACGGUAUUAAACCGUUUAUAGACGCAGAUGUUAAACAAAACGUAUUGGAGGGCACGCUCAACAAGUCACAAUCUGGAUAUAUAGAAUUAUCAAACUCCUCUAGUGUAAAUGAAACCAUCUACCCAUUUGACGAUGAGGAAUUCAUAUUUGAUAGAACUGAUGUCAGAGCUAUUUUUAUUACUUUAUACACUAUUGUCUUCUGUUGCUGUUUUUUCGGCAACUUACUCGUGAUACUUGUGGUUACUUUAUCGAGACGAUUGCGUUCUAUCACCAACUUCUUUUUGGCGAAUCUUGCUGUGGCUGACUUGUGUGUGGGAGUGUUCUGCGUCUUCCAAAACUUAUCCAUAUAUCUAGUGCCGAGCUGGGUGUUCGGUAACUUUCUAUGCAAAAUGUACCAGUUCAUACAUUCUUUGAGCUACACGGCGUCUAUUUUCAUCCUGGUUGUGAUUUGCACCGAGAGAUACUUCGCCAUAAUUCAUCCGAUUACUUGCAAACAAAUUCUCACCUCGACGAGACUAAGGUUGGUAAUAUUGGGCGUGUGGGUGACGAGUGCGGCAUACAGCGCCCCAAAGUUCAUAUGGGUGGAGACUAUCACCAACAAUCUGGGUGAUGGAAAUACAGAGACAAUAUGUAUAGCGCAUCGAAAGAAAUUCAACUCGGAACUGUUCGACAUGGUGAACUUCGGGCUUCUGUACGUGGCGCCUCUAUCAAUCAUGACGGUUUUAUAUACGAGAAUUGCUGUUGGGUUGUGGCAAAGCUCUCACGCUCUUCAGAGCAUGGGUAGAAGCCAGUGCUGCGCGACGCAAUGCCCGCGACCGGACAAGACCGCAUCAUAUGAACCACAACGGACUUUCAUCGGCACAACUGAAGACAACAAGCAGAAAGAAUCGGCAACAAGUGCGAGUAAGAGUAGUGGUACUACGAAGAGCGGGCGCGGGCAGGAGUCGCGCGAUUGCCACCACCUGAGCCACUUGUCGCGCAAUGUGUUGCGGGCGCGCCGCGGUGUCGUGCGCAUGCUCAUCGUGGUCGUGCUCACCUUCGCCGUCUGCAACCUGCCCUUCCACGCCAGGAAGAUGUGGCAAUACUGGUCCAGCGGAUACGAAGGCACCAGUGACUUCAGCAGUCUCCUCACGCCACUGACGUUCCUGUUCACGUACUUCAACUCUGGCAUAAACCCCCUCCUGUACGCCUUUCUAUCGAAAAACUUCAGGAAAGGCAUGAAAGAACUGUUGUUCUGCCAUUACCAUGGGAAACGAAAAAGCGAAAAUUUAAUAGUUUUAAAUCCUGUAGGCGUCGGGUUACGACGCAGCUCGACGCGCUCCACCCGAGCUAACUGCAGCACUGUGACGAUGGCUCCCAACGGAGAGUCAUGAGAUUUGCGUCGGCGGCGCUUCAUUUACAAAGUGGAAAAUAUUGACAUUUCCUGAUUAACGGAGAGCACGGACGAGGUGACCGACAGCAGCGGCUUCUACACCGUCUCGACAAUUUCUAAAAAAGAUUUGUAUGACUGAGGACAGCUGAGUCGGUGCUCGACAAACGUAUAAAGACAUUUCGUGAUGUGAACUAUUAACUUGGUUACAAACUUAUCGGUAACUUGUUCGAUGGUGUAUUUAUUUAUGUUACGUAGUGAUCUCACGAGCUUAACACUUCAGUAGAUAGGUAAACAUUGUGAUUGAAAGGAUUAUGUAGAUACAACAACGAAACUAAGUUAGAUACCUACAUAUCUGUGGAGAAAAACCAUUAACUGGCAUCAACGCAUGUACAAUAUGCGAAGUCUCAUACUUUCCUUCUUAUUUAUAUCAAAAUAAACUAACCUAAAAUACAAAUAGUGUUUAAUGUAUAUACAUACAGAAUAUGCUGGGACUUUUAAAAUGAAAUAUGAGGUUAGUACCUAAUACCUUACAUGUAUUUUUAGUUUUCUUGAAUUUUACAGAGUAUCAGAACUGCGAUAUUAUUAAGGUCUUUUUGUUUUCAAAUGUUACUAACUGGCAAGAAUUACUUUAUAUUGAUAUUGUUUAUUGCUUAACAAUAAGAAGAUAAUUAUAUAUUUUUUAAUUACUAUGUGUGCCAAAAAAAUAUAAUAACUUGUUUUGCCGCUCUGCCUAGCGAAAUAUUCUGCUACCAUAAUUAUUUUCUUGCCCCUGAAUAAGGCUAUGUAGCUCAUGAAAAUAAAUCACUAGUCAUUUAUUUAAAAAGUUAUAAAAAAGAGAACAUUAACGUUGUAAUGUACUAUAAUGAAUAAUCAUUUCCUCUAUAUUUUUGUUUCCUUAUACCAAAGAUUGUUUACGAAAUUAAAGUACAAAAGAGUAAAAUACAAUACAAUUGUAUGCGUAUGUAAAAAAUAAUUAAGAGUUAGACCUUAAAGAAAGAAUUAUUUAUAAAGUAAAAACUACCAUAUGAAAGGUGGAAGAUAAAAUAUAGUAACUAGAAAGUAAAAUUAUUUAACAUCUUACAACAAAAAUAUAUAUUUUUUUACUUGAGUAGCUGAUAGUGAUUUAAAACUAAGCUACAUUACUUUACAAAAAUACAAUAACUAGGUACACUUAUGCAUGAAAACGAUUUAUAAUUCGCGAAGUAACUGUUUUUGUAGAUUUAUAAGGAUAAAAAAAUAACUUAUGUGUUAUGCUUGUUCAAUGAAAAAGGAAAUAAAAAAUGCCUAUUAUAGAAGUCAAUUUCAUUAAUUGAGUUACUUGGCCUAAUAAUAUAAUCGCAAAACUUUAUGCUUUGAUAAAAUAAUGUUGGCACACACUCAAAUUAAAUAAUAUUUUAUUCGUAUCUAAUAUUCUCACCAAAUCCACCUCUCAUUAUGAUAAUAAUGAGAUCAAAAGAAAUCCUUCAAAUAGAACAAACAUAAAUAUAAUCUCAGUAAUAAUUGUCCCUAAAUUUUAAUUUGUAGACUAAGUAACUGUUCAUAGAGUAUACAAUAGAUAAGUAAAGCAAAUUAUAAUAUGAUAAAUAAUGCUUCCUGAUCAGGUUUGUGAAAUUUGUACAUACUAUAAAUUAUAUGUAUAUCAAUAACUUAUAAAAAUAUUAAUGUGUGUAUUAAUUUUGCAUGUACGAAUUUAAAAAAAAAAAUGUAAAUAUGAUGCAUCAAAUGUUUGUACUUUA